Molecule: messenger RNA, 1062 nt
Organism: Hibiscus syriacus
Lineage: Eukaryota; Viridiplantae; Streptophyta; Magnoliopsida; Malvales; Malvaceae
Exons: 2
Coding region: 1-732 (243 amino acids)
Source: RefSeq, a predicted model, not a curated record
AUGGAUGAUAAUAACAGUCCCAAGAAGAACACCCAAAGUUCUCCUCUUCUUUCAGAAGGAAACCAAGAACUGUGUCUUCAUUCUUUCAAUGAGAAAACUGCCCCUCUUUCUGGGUUUUUGCAGAGAGAAAAGAAAGAAUGUUCCUUUGGAGUCAAUGCCAUUGAAGCUGUCAACAAAAGGAUCAUCAAAGGAAAAGCCUUGGAUUCUCAAACUGCAAUGGACUCCGAAAAGAAACCACCCUUGAUUGAUCUUGAAGUUGGGAGAUUUUUCAUUGCCAAAGAUCUUGAUUUUCCUGUCAGGCUGCCUCUAAAGAUUGAAGUCGUCGACGAUACAGCUUUGAUCGGAUCAUUCCCACUCGCCAUAACUGGAAACGGCAGUGUAAAAUAUGAGAAGAAGAAGAAGAAGAAGAAGAAGGGGAAACUUGAAGUUGAUGAGAAGAAAGCUAAAAGGUCAAGAAGGAAGGGAAGGGUUGCAAGAAAGGUUUUAGGAGAAGCUGUGAGAUCCAUGGAUUCAACAAAGAUAAUGUACUCGAGGAAAGAGUUGCAGCAUUUGAGAUUUGCUAAUAUUGAGGAACAAUAUACUUUGUGGAAGGAUAUCUAUGGUGGUCUUGCCAUUGAUGUGAUCAAGGAGUAUGAAGAUUUGGCUACCUGCAAGCCACAGAAGAACAUUGCAAAGUUUGGUUUGGUUGCUGGAAGAGAAACAAGGAUUGGUGACAACAUCUUUCUACACUGACUGGGCCGGAUUCCGAUCGGCCGAAGGCCUUGUUUGCUGCAAUUCAGCUUGUAAAAUUUCGUUGCUGAUACUGUUAGGCACACUGCACCAGUAUUAAGUUCCUUCCCCUGUAGGAUACUUGUAAAUAGGAUUCUCUUGUUCUAGGAGAAUGCAUGUUCUGAUGUGAUCCGGCAAAGACCCCGUUUGCUCCGAUUGUGACUCGAAAAAUUUCGUUGCAGAUUCUUAGGCAGUUUUUAGUUUCCUGUAUAGGAUGGGUGAAAAUAGGAUUCACGUUCUAGGAGAAUUUGUGUUGGUAAUAUGCAGGGUUUCAUAUGGUACAUUCUUUGCAAC